CAACCUGCUUGUUGCUAUGCAGCAAAUUGCUGGAGCGUUCAUAGAGACGAUUCAUUAGACGGUCAACACAAACAUGGAAAGCGGUGAACAGGAGAAAGACAAACAAAAAUCGUCUACGGCUGAAAAUCAAGACAACAUGGCAGCGACAACUGCCUCUCGAAUAGACGUCCUGUCCCGGGCGAAGCCUGUUCCUGUAGGAUUCAUCGAGGAUAGGCGAUCAGUAUACUGGGAUAAUAACUUUGCAAAGGACUGGGAUAACAUACAAUCGACUAAAAGUGUGUUAAGUGACAGACAAGCACAACUUGUUUAUAGCAAACAACUUCACAAAGAUUAUGUAGGAGACAGAAAAAGUGCAAUCUGGCCAGUAAGUGAGGCAGCAAUGAAAGCCACGGCAUCACAGAGACUGGAGACCCUGUCAGAGGCAAAAGCUCUUCAUCGCGACUACCAACCUUGUCAGCAAGUGCAAAGACUUGUCAGUGAAGCAGCUAUGAAGGCUGAGCCUUCUCAACGAACUGAAUUCCUUGCACAACCCAAAACUUAUGCUCCCUUAAAAAUCAAGUCAAAUAGUGAUUGGGAUUGGAGUGAGUGGGAAUCUGAUUUGACAGAAGCUGCCAAGAAUGCAACAGCAUCAGAAAGAGUUCUUGUGCUUUCAAAUCCUAAGAUGCCACACCGCAAUUACAAAGAGGGGCGUCCUGUGAUCUGGGAAGUGUCACAGACAGCCCAGAAGGCUCUACCAUCUCUCAGAGUUCAGCAACUUGCGAGGCCAAAAAGCCGCAGUCAGUACAAUGAAGACUAUGAUGCUAAUGCAUGGAAAGUCUCACAGGGGGCAAAAGCAGCACAGGCAACUCCUAGAAUAGAAGAACUUGCUUUACCAAUCCCUAGAAAAGUCAGAAGUAAAAAAGUUGUGUGAUCCAUUCUAAUAAUUUAUUUAUUGAUUAUCAAUUCACUCCAAAUUUAUCUAUUGUGAUAUGUUAUGCACAUUGCAUUUACCAUUGAUCU
Messenger RNA from Pocillopora damicornis (cauliflower coral), 999 nucleotides. RefSeq lists its product as uncharacterized. Gene Ontology annotation, biological process: spermatogenesis. The record is from RefSeq and is a predicted model, not a curated record. Lineage: Eukaryota; Metazoa; Cnidaria; Anthozoa; Scleractinia; Pocilloporidae.